Messenger RNA from Ilex paraguariensis (yerba mate), 3410 nucleotides. The record is from the annotation of a GenBank genome assembly. Lineage: Eukaryota; Viridiplantae; Streptophyta; Magnoliopsida; Aquifoliales; Aquifoliaceae.
AUGUCCACUUGUUGCCCAGGAGAUAGGCCUCCUACGAAUCAUCAAAUGCCAGUUGGUCAACAAGAAUACUUUCACGGCCAGUUUCCCCAUCCUAUGUUUCCUCCCUGGCCUAUUCAUCCUCCACCUGGUGCCUUACCAGUCUUUCAAGCAUAUCCCAUGCAGGGAAUGCCCUACUAUCAGAAUUAUUCAGGAAAUGGCCCAUUUUAUCAGCCACAUUAUCCACCAAUGGGCGAUUCUCAUCUCAAUGCUAAUCAUAGAACAGGGCAGAAAAGGCAGUCCAUGGAUGGUAGAGAUAGCAACACUGAAUCAGAAGCAUGGGAGAUGGAUGCCUCCAAAACACGAUCGCAGGAUGAUUUGGAGUUGGAGAAGGAAGCUUCACAGAGCCAAGAAUCACGGAAGAAGGCAGGACGAUCUGGUAAAAAGCAAUCAGGCAUGGUUGUCAUUCGGAACAUUAAUUACAUCACUAAAAAUGCGAAGAACUCUGCUUGUAGUGAGUCAGAUUCAGCUUCUGACUCUGAAACUGACGUGUAUGGUGAAGGUUUGCCGGCUGAUGAUCCAGAUAUGAUGCAUAAGAACACUUUGAGAUCUUCAAGAAGAAAAGGAAGCCAUGCAAAGUCUACAGAUGAAUCAAAUUUAUAUGAUAAGGAAGAAAUUACUUAUGAAAAGGAGACAGAUGGUGGACACUGGCAAGCAUUUCAAACUUGUUUAUUGAGAGGUGCUGAUGAAGAUAAUCACGCUGCCAAGGAAGGCAUGUUUGCCAUGGAGAAAGAUGUUCAAAUGAAGAGACGCCAAAAUAAAAUGGGUGAUGAUCUUUUGGCUCUUGGGGGACGAGUUCCCGUUAAAAUACAAGACAGGAGGAUGACUGAUUUCCACAGGGACAGUGGAAAUGGAUCUCGCAAGCUCAGGUUGUCAAACGAUGAAAUUCCAAUUUCUGGAUAUGAAGAUCACAGGGGGCCUGUUGAUGACCAAAUGGAUAUACAUUUCACAGAAAUAGAUGGAAGAAAGGUUAUGUAUAGGAGGAAGGCAAAUGAUGAUUUUAUGAUGAAUGGAAGAGAAAACCAAUCAGGUUUGGGGCGUUCAUCAGAUCCACUGACUGUAAAUGGAUUUGACCCUGCAACCGGUAAUUUGGAUAGAAAAUCAUCACAUGAUAUCACUGAUGAAUCCUUCAUAGUUCCAUUCAGGUCAAUGCCACUAGAUCAAGCUGGAACUGACGACAGAACUGCUAUUGAUAUGGACUCUGAGCUCCCAUCAACACAUCAGAAGUCGGAAAACAAUCUAAAUGGGAUAGAAAGUCAGACCAAUUAUGAGCCUGAUGAUCUAAGCUUGAUGCCUGAACGUGGAACAGAAAAGAGGUCCAUUGGAUAUGACCCCAGUUUGGACUAUGCAAUGCAGGUUUGUGACGAUGCCGCUUCCCUUGAAAAAAGAAAUAAGGAAGUUGUGACUGAUGUCAAGCAAAGUUCUAACAAAGGCAAGGAGCGGAAGUCAAAAGUUACUCCAGAUAAUUUAGAGAAGAAGACCGGGGGGCCAAUAAGAAAAGGAAAGCCAUCAAAGAUAAGUCCUUUAGAUGACGCACGAGCACGUGCCGAGAAGCUAAGAGCCUACAAAUCUGAUCUCCAGAAAAUGAAGAAAGAGAAGGAAGAGGAAGAUUUAAAACGAAUUGAAGCUUUGAAGAUGGAGAGGCAAAAGAGAAUUGCAGCGAGAGGCAGUUCCACAUCUGCUCAGUCACAAUUGCCCUCACUGCAAUCAAGAAAGUUGCCGACAAAACUUUCCACCGUCAAUCACAAGGGAUCCAAGUUCAGUGAUUCAGAGCCAGGAUCAUCAUCACCUCUGCAGAGAUCCAAAAUAAAAACUGCUUCAAUUGGAUCCAAUGAUUUUCACAAAGCCUCUAAAGCAAGCAGAUCCAGUGAUGGCAGCCACUUGGCAGGGAAUAAGUUGAGUAGGUCCGCGUCAUCAUUAUCUGAGCCAAAGAAAGAAAGCAGUGGUGCUACUCCUGAUUCGAAAGCUUCUAUGGUGCGGAUUAGAAGAUUAUCAGAGCCCAAAACAAUUGGCAGUCAUAUUGCUACUUCAGUAAAGGUGCGAAGUUCCAACCAGAUAACAAAGCCAAAGGUAUCUGAUGGACCUGAGAGCAAGAAAAUAUCUGCUAUUAUGAACCUUGAUAGAAGUAAAGCCGCAACUCUUCCAGAACUGAAGAUCAGGACAUCUAAAGGACCUUCUAAUGUAGUCCAGAAUAAAUCAGCAGCGAAGGUGAAUGGAGGCAUGGCUUCUGUAACUUCCGAUAGUGCUGAACGGAACAAGAACAAUAACAAAGUAUCACAUCAGAGUGAUGUGGAUGACAACCCAAUUAUUGAGAAAACUGUUGUGAUGCUGGAAUGUGAGAAGCCCUCUAUUCUUGCUGCGCAAGCAUUAGAGGAGAAAAUGGGGUCACUUGAGGGGCAUUAUGAUAAUCAUGACAUGGGAGAGAAAAUUGAGGUGGCACCAGAGUAUGCAGCUAUUCGUGCACCACCAUUACCUAUGGAUGGAGGUGGCAGAGAAUUCAAACCAAGCCAACUACAGGGGGAAGCCAGUUCUUGUGAGGUGGCAACAAAUUAUGCGGAGAAGGAAUUGCCGAAGCUUACAAGCAUCACUACUGCUGAAAAAUCUUAUCAAGCCCCUUAUGCUCGGGUCUCAUCUUUAGAGGACCCGUGUACUGGACAUUCUGAGUAUGGGAAAGCACCCCCAGCAAGCUCCGCAAUGGUAUCAACAGAUGUCGAUACUGUUAAAACACACGUUUCUAAUGUGCAAAGCUUAAAAGUAGAGAUGAUUCCAGAGGACAUGGAAAAGCCUCGGGUAAAGGAAUCAUCAAAAGGGUUUAGACGACUUUUGAAGUUUGGAAAGAAAAACCACACCUCAACUGCAGGUGACCGGAGUGUUGAAUCAGAUAUUGCUAGUGUAAAUGGUUCUGAGCAGGAUGACGCUGCUACAAAUGCUGCUGCUUCUGGUGAAGUUCAUACAUUGAAGAAUCUAAUCUCGAGGGAUGAAACCCCAAAUGCCGGCAACAGUUCACAAAAGUCUUCACGCCAUUUCUCUUUGUUGUCGCCCUUUCGUAGCAAGACCAGUGAAAAGAAGGUGGCCACAUGAGUGUGGAGAUCAUUAAGGUAAGGUUGUAGCAAUUGUUUUCACAUCUUGGCUUUCCUUUGUGUGUGAUUUUUUAUAAAUGGUGUACUAUUGUUCUGUGUAUCACUCCCUGUGCCUGAAUACAUUUUCGUUGUAAACUAUGUUGUUGUCAAAAAAAGUAGGUCAUUGUACAUUCAAAUCUAUAUUUCAAUUCGCAAAAAGGUGAAUUGAAUUGGAGCUCCCCCUCUUAAACUUACUACUGAAAAGAUUAGUUGUCUGAUUGUGCCAACUUGGGAUGAAAUAUUUCUUGGUUUGGG